AAAGUGGUGAAUUCCCUGUUUGAGAAAAGGCGUAAGAAUUUUGGUAUUGGACAGGACAUCCAGCCCAAAAGAGACCUCACCUACUUUGUGAAAUGACCCGCUAUGUCAGGUUGCAGCAGCAGAGAGCCAUCCUCUAUAAGCAGCUGAAAGUGCCUCCUGCGAUUAACCAGUUCACCCAGGCUCUGAACUGCCAAACAGUUACUCAACUGCUUAAGCUGGCCCACAAAUACAGACCAGAGACAAAGCAAGAGAAGAAGCAGAGGCUGUUGGCCCAGGCUGAGAAGAAAGCUGCUGGCAAAGGGGGCGUCCCCACUAAGAGACCACCUGCCCUUCGAGCAGGAGUUAACACCAUCACCACCUUGGUGGAGAACAAGAAAGCUCAGCUGGUGGUGAUUGCACACGAUGUGGAUUCCAUCGAGCUGGUUGUCUUCUUGCCUGCCCUGUGUUGUAAAAUGGGAGUCCCUUACUGCAUUAUCAAGGGGAAGGCAAGACUGGGCCGUCUAGUCCACAGGAAGACCUGCACCACUGUCGCCUUCACACAGGUGAACUUGGAAGACAAAGGCGCUUUGGCUAAGCUGGUGGAAGCUAUCAGGACCAAUGACAAUGACAGAUACGAUGAGAUCUGCUGUCACUGGGGAGGCAAUAUCUUGGGUCCCAAGUCUGUGGCUUGCAUUGCCAAGCUCGAAAAGGCAAAGGCUAAAGAACUUGCCACUAAACUGGGUUAAAUGUACACUGUUGAGUUUUCUGUACAUAAAAAUAAUGAAAAUAAUACAAAUUUUCCUUAAAAAAAACAGCUAGCUGAAGAAAUAGAGUAAAACUUCACAUAAGCACCCACUGCUCUGUGAGAUAUGUGAAGAUAUUGCAUUCAUAUUAUAAAACAGGACAGGAUGCCUCAAAAAGGAAUUAUCAGGGAAAGAGAAAAUUAAAACUAUGAUUAUCCAAAUUUGAAAAUUAGUAAAAGAGUUAAGAAAUAUUUCAGAAAGGACAAGUAGAUAAAGAACAGUAAAUAUGAGAGAAAAGAUAAAAGAUGUGGUGGAGCCAUCCAUCUAAAAUCUUGCUAAUAGGAGUUCCAAAAAGAGAACAGAAAAUAAAGAGGAUGACAUGAUCAAGAAAUAAUACAGGCGGAGGUCUGGGUGCAGUGGCUCACACCUGUAAUCCCAACACUUUGGGAGGCUGAGGUGGGCAGAUCAUGAGGUCAGGAGUUCGAGACCAGCCUGGCCAAUGUGGUGAAACCUUGUCCCUACUAAAAAUACAAAAAUUAGCUGGGCAUGGUGGUGGGCACCUGUAAAGCCCAGCUACUAGGGAGGCUGAGGCAGGAGAAUCAUUUGAACCUGGUAGGCUCCACCAAGGCGGAGCUGAGAUCGCGCUAUUGCAUUCCAGCCUGGGCAACAGGGCAAGACUCCAUCUCAAAAAAAAGAAGUACGACCGGGCGCGGUGGCUCAUGCCUGUAAUCCCAGCACUUUGGGAGGCCGAGGUGGGUGGAUCACAAGGUCAGGAGUUCGAGACCAGCCUGGCCAAGAUGGUGAAACCCCGUCUCUACUAAAAAUAAAAAAAAAAUUAGCCGGGCGUGGUGGCAGGCGCCUGUAGUCCCAGCUACUCGGGAGGCUGAGGCAGGAGAAUUCCUUGAACCUGGGAGGCGGAGGUUGCAGUGAGCCGAGAUUGUGCCACUGCACUCUAGCCUGGGCGACACAGCAAGGCUCCAUCUCAAAAAAAAAAAAAAAGAAAAAGAAGUAAUACAGGCUGGGUGCAGUAGUUCAUGCCUAUAAUGCUAGUAGGGCCAAGAAGUUCAAGACCAGCCUGAGCAAUAUAGUGGGAUGCCACCUCUACAAAAAUUUUUUUUAGAUUAUGCAGGCAUGAUGGCACACUCCUGUAGUCUUAGCUACUCGGGAGGCUGAGGCAGGAGGAUUGCUUGAGCCCUGGAGGUCAAGACUGCAGUGAGCUGUGAUUGCACCACUGCAUUCCAGCGUGAGUGACAGAGUGAGAACCUG
Pan troglodytes (chimpanzee) is the source of this 1988-nucleotide messenger RNA. Its product is annotated as large ribosomal subunit protein eL8. Gene Ontology annotation, biological process: ribosome biogenesis. The coding region runs from base 93 to 725 and encodes 210 amino acids. NCBI's taxonomy places the organism in Eukaryota, Metazoa, Chordata, Mammalia, Primates, Hominidae. The record is from RefSeq and is a predicted model, not a curated record. Gene Ontology annotation, cellular component: ribonucleoprotein complex. Gene Ontology annotation, molecular function: RNA binding. The transcript has a single exon.